AUGUCUCAACCCAGUUCGGAAAAGACGGAUGCCAUCACGCCGGCCCCGGCUCGUAGCAGCGGGAGCAUCGACGCCGGGAAACUCGAAAACGCCGAAGAUGCGUUUGAGGUCUUUAAGCGUGGCGAAGGAGAGGUUGACUUCCGAACUGUCGGCUGGAUACAAGCUUCAGUCAUCUUUCUAAAGGUCAUUUUCGCCACCGGAGUUCUGACGAUUCCUUCGGCCAUGUUCGUCCUCGGCGCGUUGCCCGGUGCCAUCAACGUCCUGGGCUGGCAGUUCCUAAACACAUACUGCGCCAUCAUCCAAGGAAACUUCCGCAACGCCCAUGCCGGGUGCCAUUCCAUUGCCGACAUGGCCAACGUGGUCGGUGGGGUGUGGCUGAAGGAGGUUGUCGGAGUCCUGUUCCUCGUCACCUACGCCAUCGUUGGCGCAUCCGGAAUCUUUGGCACGUCGGCUGCCUUUAAUGCCCUUUCUAACCACGCUAUUUGCACCAACUACUACAUGAUGGUCGCGACGGCUGCUGUCUUCAUAUUGGCGAGUGUUCGCAAGUUUGAAAAGAUUGCGUGGUUGACUUGGGCGGGUUUCUUAUCCGUGUACAUUGCCGUCUUCAUUGUCGUGGUUGCCGUCACACAAGUAGAUAGGCCUGCCGCUGCCCCGCAGACCGGCGACUUUGAUCUCGGAUACCACGUCAUUGGCAAUCCAAACUUUGUCACUGGCAUCACAUCUGUUGCCACCAUCUUCUGUUCAGGCGCAGGCACGUCGGCGUUCCUCCCCGUCAUCUCCGAGAUGAGGAAGCCGAGAGACUACAACAAGGCCGUCUACCUCUGCAUGGGAAUCGUCACAGCGUCCUACCUGACCUUCUCGCUCGUCGUCUACCGUUGGUGCGGUCAAUGGGUAGCGUCCCCUUCUUUGGGCAGCGCCGGCGAGGUUGUCAAAAAGGUGGCCUAUGGUAUCGGUCUGAUUGGCCUGAUGGUUAGUGCCUGUCUCUACAUCCACGUGGCCGCCAAAUACCUCUUCGUCCGACUUCUCCGCAACUCGGUUCACCUGCAGAAGAACUCGGUUGUUCACUGGUCCGUCUGGCUUGCAUGCACUUUGGGAAUGUCCAUUGUCUCGUUUCUGCUGGCAUCCGGAAUCCCCAUCUUCAACUAUCUCCUCGCCCUUGCAGGAAGCUUGACGUUUGCGCCUCUCGCGCUUGGACUCCCGGGCUACCUUUGGAUCUUUGAUCACCAACACUACCGUCAAGGAACCUGGUGGAAGGUCAUGGUAUACUGGCUGAACUGGCUCAUGGUCCUCCUGGCAGUGUUUUUGACCAUUGGCGGCACCUACGGUGUGGUACAGAACAUCAUCGACGCCUAUGCUAAUGGGUUGAUUGGAGGUGCUUUUUCUUGUGCAGACAACAGCGGCUCAUCAUGA
Messenger RNA from Colletotrichum higginsianum IMI 349063, 1410 nucleotides. Its product is annotated as Transmembrane amino acid transporter. Gene Ontology annotation, cellular component: vacuolar membrane. The transcript has 3 exons. The coding region runs from base 1 to 1410 and encodes 469 amino acids. Gene Ontology annotation, molecular function: amino acid transmembrane transporter activity. Gene Ontology annotation, biological process: amino acid transmembrane transport. Lineage: Eukaryota; Fungi; Ascomycota; Sordariomycetes; Glomerellales; Glomerellaceae. The record is from RefSeq and is a predicted model, not a curated record.